Messenger RNA from Otolemur garnettii (small-eared galago), 1150 nucleotides. It is a transcript of the gene TRPT1, whose product is annotated as tRNA phosphotransferase 1. Gene Ontology annotation, molecular function: tRNA 2'-phosphotransferase activity. The record is from RefSeq and is a predicted model, not a curated record. The transcript has 6 exons. NCBI's taxonomy places the organism in Eukaryota, Metazoa, Chordata, Mammalia, Primates, Galagidae. Gene Ontology annotation, biological process: tRNA splicing, via endonucleolytic cleavage and ligation. The coding region runs from base 298 to 999 and encodes 233 amino acids.
CGCCCCAGACAGGCCUUGGCGGGGCACAGCCGUGAGCCUGGAACGCAGGAGCUCGGCUUUCCUGGGCUCUGUGGCUGACAGUGUGACCUUGGUCAAGUAUUGCCUGCUGGGCCUUAGUUUUUCUAUCUGCACUAGGGAUUUGGUGGGUAGGGGCAUGGUGGAAAGCGAAUUUAGUAAGCUCUAUAUCCCCUUCCCAGCUUUCACAUCUUGAGGCUUUGUGACUUUCUGGGGACGUGGGGACAUGGGAGAGUCCUUAAGGCAGUCCCCACAGGCCACUGCUCCACACAGGUUGUGACCAUGAACUCUUCUGGAGAAAGGAGGCAGGAAGCAGCAGGGCCAAGGGACAGAAGGGUUCACAGACGGGAACAGGACCGAGAUGUGCAUCUUUCCAAGGCUCUGUCCUAUGUGCUGCGCCAUGGGGCCUUGAAGCUGGGACUUCCCAUGGGAGCCGAUGGCUUCGUGCCCCUGGGUGCCCUCCUGCAGCUGCCCCAGUUCCAUAGCUUCUCAGUUGAAGAUGUGCAGCGUGUGGUGGACACUAAUGGGAAGCAGCGGUUUGCCCUGCAGCCAGGAGACCCCAGCACAGGCCCUCUCAUCCGGGCCAAUCAGGGCCACUCUCUGCAGGUACCUGAGCUGGAGCUGAUGCCCAUAGAGACACCACAAGCCCUGCCCCUGACGCUAGUCCAUGGCACAUUCUGGAAACACUGGCCAUCCAUCCUGCUAAAGGGCCUGUCCUGCUGUGGAAGGACACACAUCCACCUGGCCCCAGGGCUGCCUGGGGACCCUGGUGUCAUCAGUGGCAUGCGGCCAAACUGUGAAGUAGCUGUGUUCAUCAAUGGACCCCUGGCCCUGGCAGAUGGAAUACCCUUCUUCCACUCUGCCAAUGGGGUUAUCCUGACUCCAGGGAAUGCUGAUGGUGUCCUGCUUCCCAAAUACUUCAAAGAGGCCCUGCAGCUGUGCCCUACCCGUGAGAAACCCCUACACCCCAUUCUUUGUGUCUGAAGCCUGUGACUUUUGGGCUUCUUUCCCAGCCUCCAACACCAGGCUGACUUAGGUCUCCCUUUCUCUCUCUUAGGAAAGCCCCUCUCCUUGGCUGAUGAUAAAGACACAGAGGGUCAGAGGGGCCCCAAGCACAGCCCCAGAAGAAGAAAGA